AUGGAAUGUACGAUAGGGGGAAAUCAAGCUUCUAGGAUCGAGGUUUGUGUCAAAUUAUCUUCUUUACUAUGGAUAUUAGCUCGUUAACCGCUAAGAAUGACUAGCACCUAAUUUCUCCUUUCAAUAUCACCUUGCAUACUUAUCUUAGGUCUGUUAAGGUUUGUUAUUCAAACUUUGUCUUGACGACCAUGAGGCGUUUGUACAUGACGAAGAAAAGCGGAACAAUUUUGAAGUUCGUCAGGUCUUCGCGAGUUUACGUCUAGUCUGAGACCGAAUUAGAACCGACGGGAUAGAAAACUGGAUUGGAUGAUACUGUAAGAAAGCCGAAAUAUCCUGAAAACAAACAAUAGUCGAAUGAAAACGCAGGAUAGGAUGGAAUGAACUGUAAGCAAAAUUGAUUCAAAAACUGUCCUUAGAAACCGAAAGUGGGACUGAUUGCAAGUAAUCCAUAUGAGACUGAAUUAAUUGAAAGAAGUGCAUUUUCAAAUAGGCGUUGACUCAGUCAAAUAUUGAUUUUCAUAAUAUCUGAUUCACUGUCUGCCAGUUUAUGAAUUGCUGCCCCUCAGUAGUUGUUUUCAAGACUCUUGAAAACUCUUGUCAGUGUGUUAAUGCCAUUAAUUUGUGAACCUGUAUUUCCUGGUAUUUCUUUGCAGGCCUUCUUAUCGCUCGCAUGGUUUGCCGAUUCACAAUAUCAAAAGAAAGUAGAUUUUAUGAGUUCGAGUGUUUACGAAGACAAAGAAGCGCUGAUGAAGAAGGCAAAGGUUAGAAAAAAAUACUAAUAAAAUACACAAGAAAUUUUGCCUAAAAGUCGCCCGCUUAGGGUGAAAGUCGGUGUCGGGGUAAUCCUGGAUAGAUCUGUGGUCCUGCAGUGGCCUAAAAGUGGUCAAACCCAAUCAAUUUACGAAAACAAAAAUUAAUUCCUCAAAAAAAAACUGAAAUUCCCAAAAUAAAAUUCAAUUUACUGAAACACAAAAAAUUUCGCAAAACACAAACCACUUUCCUACAACAGAAUCUGUUCGUAAGGGCCAUAAAUAUCAUAGAGUCUGGACUUUCCACUCCAACAUGGUUUUGCUUGGUGACGUGCACGUCACGUACUGUGGUUUGUAGUUUUCGGUGGAAAUGAGUGACGUGUGGACAACGAUAUGAAAAGCAGACAUUGUCAGCGACAACUUUUUAGGGACAAACCUUAUCCAAAACAUCCAAGUCACCAUAACAUCUCUCGGUCGACUAUUAUUUCUUGGGUCGCAAGGGACAGUUUCCUAUUAAUGGUUAAGCGUUCUGGAGGUUGAACCAGGGCAACUAUGAAUGAUUGGAUUCGUUUUCUUAUGAGUGAUUGAAGCCUAUAACUGAAAGAAAGAGCAAAAAGGACAUACAUUUAGGCUCAAUUGUUACCAGAAUUCGAACGGUUAACUCAUAGAUAACUCAAAAUUAAUUUGAGUUAAUUAAAGCCAAAGGUGUUAAAGGUGUUAAUUAAAGCAAAUGAAUAAAGGGGGUAAGUUUCUAAAGAAAUUGUGGUGCUGCGUCGGUGAGAGAGUAUAACAGAGUGUUUCGUAUUAACAACCUCGAGCGUUAGCCCUUCUUCUAUCGCUCUGACGAAGGGCUAACGCUCGAAACGUCAGCUUUUAAACUCCUUACGGUGGCCAAUUUACGUUAUCAACUCAGUUGAUAGUGCUAAAUUACCCUCUUAAUUAGAAUGCAUUUCAUCUUUUGCUGAAAGGUGGAGUCGGAAAAGUUACAGCGUAUGUGUGACUCUGGUAGAGACAGGUAUACAAGAACACUGAACUUGCAGGCUCAGAUGGAUGAGAAGGAACUACAGCAGGUAGUUAGGGACAGGCACGUGUUCCUCCGGACGGCUGUGGAAAACUACAUCAAAACAUUACUAACGGGGGUAGGUUAUAAACUGACUGAAGAGUCUCCUAACAGUUGCGUGUGAGGUUGUAAUCCUUUCCUUCGCCUUUUGAACACCUGCAGCGUCUCAGAAAACAAUCCAAGGAAAAUGCAGGUUUAAGAUCCAACCUCAUGCAUGCACCGAAGUUGUAGUAUUUUUAUUGUCCUAUAUUUUGAUACUUUAAUUUGAUUUUUCUCCUUUUUUGUAGGACAAGUAUGAUAUGAGAGUGUUUAGACUAUGUUCUCUGUGGUUUGACAAUGCAAAGGAAGAGUUCGUCUCCGAAAUGAUCAAGGUAUGUCAACAAGCAUAACACAACAAAAAAAUUAUUUUUAUGCCAUUCUAUUCUGGCAAAAAUUAUAAUCAUGUAGUAACUUACACACAGUCGCCGGGUGGUUAGUGCGUCGGAGCAGUAAAUCCUCUUUCCUGUGUUACAUGCAUUAUUUGUUCUUUGGCGAGACACAAAUGAAGAAAUGUCUGUUGAAAUAUGGACCUGGGUAUUUUUUUUUGGACUAACCCCAUCCUAGGGCUAGCAGUAUCUCUAAGGGUCGGUCAUUUACACGAGGUCUAACCCAAACUGCCGUUUUACGCGAGUAGUGGGCCUCAGGUAUUCUCUCUAAGAGGGUUGAUUUAAUUAAAUAAAUAUUAUUUCCACUGUCAGCUUAGGCCCUCUUGACACUGUUCGCAAAAAUACUUGUUCAAAUAAAAGGUUCGGCUAAAUUUAAGAUAGUUAAGAACGCCGUUUGUCAAAUAACGGCUAAACUUUGCUUAAAAUACCUGCCCCCUAAGUGUCUAUUAGAUAUUUUUUUGCCUGCAUGCAAACGUUGGGUAAUCAGUGGGAAGAAUCCGUCCAAUCAGAGUCGAUUCGAAUCACACUUUUGCACCUGAUUGCCAGAAAGUAAUGAGUUCAUGCCUUUGGUUCCCGUUUGAACAGGGAUAAUCUUUAUUCUGUUUUAGAAAGAGCUGACAAAGAUUCAGUCCCGCAAGUUUCUCCCUUUGAUGUACCAAUUGGCAGCCAGGCUUGGGACAAAAUCACAUGACAACCGAUUGUUCCAGCGCACUCUUAACGAGGUAUGUCUAGCUUUUGUACCUCGUUAACAGAAUCCUCACUCAAACAUGUCGCUAGUUGAAACGAUUAAACGAUGUUUUAUUUUUUUUCCUCAGCUCAUUGAGCGAGCGGCAGUGGAUCACCCGCACCACACCCUGUUCAUCUUGCUCGCGCUCGCAAACGCUGAGAAAGAUGAGAAGUACAUACAUACAGGAAAGAGGAACGGUACCUCUAGGCUGGCCAAGAAUCAUUCUAAAAGAACGAAAGGCUUCACCGAAGUGAGUUAUUUGCGUUCAUUCUUUAGCAUCUUGUGGAAUGCUCUUGUCUUAGCACUUAUAAACGGAUGGUAUAAAAAAAAGAUUUGUGAUCCACACGAGGGAAAAUACCCCAUAGCUUUUGGUUGGCGUUAGUGUCUCAAAUAAAACUCCUAAUGAUUGCUAUUUGUGGGAUGUUUUUUCAGUGUUAUUGUAUUCACGGCUUCUUUUCCUCAGGCUCGUACUCAAACAGCUUGCACUUUGAUAGAGAAGAUUGGUAAACACAGAGGAGAACUUGUCAAAAAUAUGCAAUUGUUGUGUGAAGCUUACAUUGAACUGGCUUACGUGAAUGUCAUGCAGUUGAAGAAUGAGAGAGGUACAAUAAGACCCGCGGGUAUUGAGCAGCCAAUUGCUCUCUACAUUAUGUAUUUGUUCCAUGUGAAAUUCAAAUUGAAUAACUAUGACGGUAACUACUUUCUUCUCUCAAGCCCCGCUCUAUGGCAAAUGUUUCCUCUUCAUUUUAAUCUUUUUUCCAAACCGCUAACUCCAACUAAGUAUUAGUCAAAUCUCUGGAGGAAAACUAAAGCCGCAGGAAAGAACUUCCAUCCAGUGGAGGUAAACCAAGCUGAAACUUUUUUUUUGGCGUCCGAUUCCAAAAGAUAUGUAUAUUUAAGAUGAAGAAGUGAUGCCGGAAUUCAGGAGAGUUUACUUUGAGCGAUUUCGUAGCAUUGCCGGGCAGAUCUUGUUACUUUUACUAUUUUGUUUCAUUGUUGCCUUUUAGGUCCCUUUAACCUACCAGAAGUCACGAUAAAAAGAAUCGUAAACCUCAAAGAAGUUCCAGUUCCCACUAUGGAAGUAAAAGUAGGAAUAAAAUUGAAAAAGAGACUCUUAAUUGUUAAACAACUUCUCCUUGUCAGCGCCCUUAGAAAUGUAUAUAGGACAGUAUGGAGAAUCUGCUUACUAAUAUUAGGGUGUUAAGGGUUAUGGAAGAUGUUUUCUUCGCUAUGUCUCCUUUGCUUUCCAGGUGGAUCCAUUGUGCCGUUAUGAUGACCUUGUUUAUGUGGCUGGAUUUGACUCUAAGUUCUGUCUGGCUGGAGGAGUCAAUCUUCCCAAGAUCAUCUUUUGUGUUGGAUCUGAUGGAGUGAAAAGGAGGCAGCUGGUGAAGGUAUGAUGGGUAAGAUUCUGGGUUGGUAGCAUGUCAGCCAAUCACAGCAAAAGGUUACAACACUUAUAUGUUUAACAAAAAACAAAUUACAAGUAACAAGCGCGUAAAAUACGUGGUAAGCUAGAAAUUAUGAUAUGCUUAACUUCGCUAUCUGGUGGGAUCUGUACGCAAAACAGAGCCGUAAUACAUUUUUUUCUUUUGUUUAUCUUAUGAAGUCACUCCGGCCUAAAGGUGCAAACUUGAGUUAAGGUGUAUUGGAGCCACACUUAAGUUUUUUUUCUUUUGUUUUGUUUUUUCGUUUUUGUUUUUUUGGAGUGUAGGGCAGAGAUGACUUACGUCAAGAUGCUGUCAUGGAACAGGUGUUUGGUAUGGUCAAUCAACUAUUGAUAAAGAAUUCUGAGACAAGGAAACGGAAAUUGAAGAUGAGAACUUAUAAGGUAAGUCACUCAAGGUCCUCACCAUUUCUUGGAAUUGUGUGAACAUUCCAUAUGUUCUGUUAAAUAUAUAGGGUCCGGUCAUCUUUCCAUUCGUUAUGAGUACUGGUAAGAAGCGAUUCAGAAAACGUCUUGACUCCCUCUCCGAUUUCAUUUUUGACAGCUGAAUAGAGCACCUUUUGCAGGACACUUUUAUUAGUGAUUUCCUAUUCCGGUCAAGACUAUGGCAUGUUGAGCCUUGUUUGGCUGGCCCUAACUCUGGCAGUACAUAGCAAACAACCUCCGCUGCACAACAUAGCGGUAGAAACACACCAUUCUAUUCGUUGCUUUUGAAAAACUUGCUCACCUCCUUCCAGUAGCACGUGUACCACAUUAUUUCUCUUCAAUCAUUUUUAAAAUAUUGCUUUUCUAAGGUCUCGUUCCCUCAUCAGGUUAUCCCACUAUCGCAGCGCAGUGGAAUAGUGGAAUGGUGCGAGGACACAGUCCCCUUGGGAGAAUAUUUGAUUGGGCGGCCUGGAACCAAGACUGGUGCUCACCCGCGGUACUAUCCCGGGGACUGGACAUCUCUUGAGUGUAGAAAAAAAGUCCAGGUAAAGCGGCAAACAUAACCGAUUGUCCUUGUAGUUCAGACUAAUUUUUAAACCGCAAUAAUGGGUAGGUUCAUGCUUGUGAUAAAAUAAAGAAGGCAACUUUAAUGCCUGUUAUUGUCAUUCUUUUAGGCUGGAGACAACAGUGGAAAAUCACGAGAUGAAGUUUACCAGGUAAUCUCCAUUUUUGCAUAGACUAUAGAAACAAAACCACCUCUUGACUUUUGACAGGAAUGGUAAAUUUAUGAUUUGGUGUAGAGUUGGAACGUUAUUCCACACUUAUAGAGACAGGGAUUGCUCUAAACGUUUUCUUCGACAAAUCUCCUUAAGCAAAGGAGGAAACAAUAUGAUCCUAUUGUUCAAAACUGACCUUAGUUUAAGGACACUCUUCAAGUACUGGCGGCAUUUGCCUGCCAGUGUAGAUGACUCAAACAGAACACUUGAAAAGGAGAUUGUAAAGGGUAUAAGAUAAAACUCCACUGAAGGAAUUUGUUUUUCUGACAAGACGAGAGGGACGGUAUUUCUUUGCUUAAGUAAAGCUGAAUAGGUGAAAGUACGGCUACGCUAGAAAGCGGAUAGAAAUUGCGCUUGCGCAACCGCCUUCAUAUUUAGCUCGGUCAGCUUUCAAUCAGUUGUUACAUCCCACAGGAACUGAUGGAUCAUUUUCAUCCAGUAUUCCGUCACUUCUUUCUGGAGAGGUUCCCGGACCCCGCUGUUUGGUUUGAGAGGAGACUGAGCUACACUCGCGGAGUGGCUACGUCAUCCAUUGGUAAAAUAUAUUACUUGCGCAGCACUUUGUAAACAGAGAAGCGCGUUUUCUUGGAAUAGAAAAACACGUAACAAAAAAUCUUAGGAUCAAUCCUUGGGUGGUAUUUAAGAGGCAUAAUCUCAAGUAUGGGCCUGCUGUGGUAAUUUAUGACUUUGCCUUUAACCACGAAGAGAUAGAGCGCUCUGAUACGAUGGAAACUAUCAAAACCUUAAUUUGUCCUAUGGAUGUUGAGAAGUCCAAGAAGCGAAAUAGUACCACUGUGGUGGUAACCUUUAAAGUAAUAUCAUUCAACUGCCAACUGUCAGCCUUCAUCAGAAGAUCUAGUGGUUUUGAGGUACUUUCUCCCGAGCCAUGUAAUAAUUUGACUUCCCCAAAUGAUCAAUGUGUUAGUUCUCCCGAACUAAGGUGAAACGAAAGAUUAUUGUUUUUAGACACGACUUUGUCAGAUUAAGAUGAAGUACAUCACCUCCCCAUACCUUAGCAUAUACACACAGCUACGUCCUUUAAAUGUUCCUUCCUUUUUUUUUUCCUCCAGUUGGUUACGUGGUCGGGCUAGGUGACCGUCACGUACAGAAUAUUCUCGUUGACUGCAACACAGCAGAACUCGUCCACAUCGAUCUUGGUAAGACAACAACUGUGUCUUCUAUGCUUACACCAGGAAACAACAAGUCUUCCCCCACCUACUCCUUGCCAAAUCUACAACUAUUCUAGAUCCAGCCUCAAAUUAGUAGAAUAAAUUAAAGAAAGUAUGCGUGAAAUUAAAUUACGUACACACAUAUUGUUGUUUAAGAAAAACGUAACCUUUCUGGUGCACGUAUCAUUAUUUUGACCGUAGACUAAUUUUCUCCUUGCAGUGACAAUUUUUUGUAAUUAUUAAAAGUUUACCGCGCGACUUUUUUUUAUUGAGGUCACUUCCCCAAAACCGAUCAAUCUGAUUACAAGACUGAUCCAACAGUAAAUUACAUUUGGAUCUUAAGUGUCUUGGCUUUCUUUAGUCCUUAGCACAUGUGAGCACAAUUGAAUUUAGUUGAGGUUAUUGUUAGUUUUACACAUCAUAAUUGGUUAAUGUUAUUAAAGUGAUCCCAGUAGUGGUACUGAAAAACAGAGCAAACAUAGCAUAUGGGAGUCAGAUUUUUCAAAAAAAAGAGUUGCGUGUUUUCGCUAUUUUCGUUCAUAUAAAUGAUUACGUUUCCAAGGGACUCUGGUUCACUGUAGCGCUUGCGCAUUCCUUCAGAGUUUGUUUGCCUGGCGAAGUUUCUUUAUUUUAGAAUUAAUUUGAUUUAUUGAAGCAGUUGUACUCAUGAUUUUUCGUCGUGUUUAUCGCUUUCUCGCAGGUGUGGCCUUCGAGCAAGGCAAAUUUCUCCCAACCCCAGAGACUGUACCGUUUCGCUUGACACGUGACAUGGUGGAUGGGAUGGGACUGACAGGGGUGGAGGGAGUGUACCGUCGCUGUUGUGAAAAGACAAUGGAAGUUAUGAGAACGUCACAAGAGUCUCUUAUGACAGUUGUAGAGGUGUGCUGUGCUAAUAAGAGAAGUGUUUCAUUUAUUAAAGUGUUUCUUUAUUAAAAGGUCUUUCAACGAGCAAAGACGACCUACUCCGGUUAGCGCUUGGCAUUUGAUACAAAAGGGCCUCUCCCUUCUCCUUGCUUGCACGCAUGCGCGCCUGCACUUUUGUAUUCUCUUUGAGAAGAGCAGAAAAAGGUCAUCGGGGUUCAGUUAUUCCCCUUACAAUGACCUCAACCUGCAAGGUUGGGUCCUCGCUAUUCUGUGGCGAAUGGCAAAUCGCCUCCCUGACCUGUUCUAACCAGCAAACUCAGUAAUCAGACGUUAGAAUAUUUAGUGAACUUGGUUAUCGAAAAAGACAGUGAUUUGGGGGUUGUCUUUUAGCUGACAAAUCUCGAAAUUUGGCAAUGAUUGUCAAAUAAUUAUCAUUAUUGUCAUUGAGGUCGUAGAAUGGUAGUUACUUGAUAAUUUGACACUUACACAGCGUUUGAAAUCGUCAAUUUCUCUCUCGCCAGGUUUUGCUUUACGACCCUUUAUCAUCAUGGACGCUCAGCCCUGAAAAGAGAAAAGCCCUUCAGCAAAAGGCAGAGGAAGACGACCAGUUCCCAGUCAGUGUCACUGGUGACUGCUUGGACGCAACAAUAGGCCAAGAGAACAUCGCUGCCGAGGAUAAUGUGAACAAAAUGGCAAAGAGAGUGCUGUUACGACUCAAGCAGAAACUGGAUGGUGUCGAAGAUGGGGUGCACUUGAGUGUAUCAGGGCAAGUUAAUCACCUGAUAAGGGUAGCCAUGGAUCCUAAGAAUUUAUGUCGUCUGUUUUCAGGCUGGCAGCCGUGGGUUUAG
Pocillopora meandrina is the source of this 8488-nucleotide messenger RNA. The record is from the annotation of a GenBank genome assembly. Lineage: Eukaryota; Metazoa; Cnidaria; Anthozoa; Scleractinia; Pocilloporidae.